CCUGAGAAGAAGGGUUGACUCCAAAGAAAUGAUGCGCUCUGUGGCUGCUUAAAUCUCAACUUCUAUGGAUAUACAACUUUCUCCGAAUAAGAAAAUCAAUGGAAGCCUUAACCCAUCUUUUUGUCUUCUACUCUUUCUUAUUCUCCCUCUUAAGAACCUCCAUUUCUCUGGACACUAUUACUCCAAGUCAGUCAAUCAGAGACGGUGGCAGUGCUUUAGUUUCAGCUGGCGGACAAUUUCAAUUGGGAUUCUUCAGCCCAGGUAAUCCCGAUAGUCGCUAUGUGGGAAUUUGGUACACAGUAUCUACGGACAUAGUUGUAUGGGUAGCCAAUAGAGAAGCUCCGCUUAGCGAUCACUCGGGAGUUUUAAAGCUCGCUGAUGAUGGAGUUCUUGUGCUUCUUAAUAGCACCAACGGUACUGUUUGGUCAUCUAGAUCUACUACAUCAACAACCCCACAAAAUCCAGUUGCACAGCUGUUAGACACCGGGAAUCUUGCUGUGAAAGAUGGGAAUGAUGAUAAACCAGAGAAGUUUUUGUGGCAGAGUUUUGAUUAUCCUUGUGACACGCUCUUACCAGAAAUGAAGCUUGGAUGGAACUUUGUAACUGGUCUAGAGAGGUUUUUAUCAUCUUGGAAGAGCACGGAUGAUCCUGCUCAAGGUGAGUUUUCAGUACGGAUAGAUCUUCAAGGAUAUCCACAACUUGUUGUUAAGGAGGGAUCUAAAAUAAAGGCUAGAGCAGGAUCAUGGAAUGGCAUCAAUCCUGCAGGUCGUCGGUUAAGAUCGGAUCCACUAUUGAAGUAUGAAUUUGUGUUUAAUGAUCAGGAGGCCUAUUGCGAGUACAAAAUCCUUAACACUUCUGUUUUCUAUAACGUUGUGUUAAACCCAUCAGGCCUUGUGCAGCGAUUCGGAUGGAUGGGUCGGAGACAGAGUUGGGAUCUUUUCGCUACAUUCCCGGCAGAUCGGUGCGAAAGUUAUACCUUAUGUGGCGCAGAUGCUACCUGCGAUUUCAAUAAGUCUCCUAUAUGUGCAUGCUUGGAAGGAUUCUUUCCCAAGUCUCCAAAAGAUUGGGAUUCAGUGGAUUGGUCAGAUGGGUGUGUUCGAAGGACUCCUUUGGAAUGCAAUGACGGAGAUGGAUUCCUGAAGCGUACGGGGUUGAAAUUGCCGGACACAUCUUCUAGCUGGUAUAACAAGAGCAUGAGCCUAAAGGAAUGCGAAGGAAUGUGUUUGAAGAACUGCUCCUGCACAGCAUAUGCAAAUUUAGAUGUCAGGGGAGGAGGAAGCGGCUGCCUGCUUUGGUUUGAUAGCCUUGUUGACAUAAGAGAAUUAGGUGAGCCUGGGCAAGACCUCUAUAUAAGGAUGGCCGCUACUGAACUCGCCGAUUAUCUUGAGAAAAAGAGGCGCUCUGGCAAGAAGAAACUAGUGGCAAUUAUAGUCGGCUCAACAUUAUUAGUCGUGGGAAUGACAAUAGUUGCGCUGGUCUCAUAUAUAUGGAAAAAGAAACUCAGAAACCAAGGAACAACAAAAAGAAGUCGGAGGAAGGAUUAUGACAAUGAAGGUGGGAAGGAAGAUAUGGAGUUACCGAUAUUUGAUUUGGUAGUCAUCGCUAAUGCAACAGAUAAUUUUUCAAAUAACAACAAGCUCGGAGAAGGUGGAUUUGGACCUGUGUACAAGGGUAUACUACCAGGGAUCGGAGAUAUAGCUGUGAAGAGGCUUUCAAAGAAUUCUAGACAAGGGCUGAACGAGUUCAAAAAUGAAGUUAUUUUGAUUGCCAAACUUCAACAUCGUAAUCUUGUGAAGCUUCUUGGUUGUUGCAUUCAAGAAAAUGAAAAUAUGUUAAUCUAUGAAUACAUGCCCAACAAAAGCUUGGACUCCUUUAUUUUCGAUCAAGCAAAUAGUAAAGUACUAGAUUGGCAUAAACGUAUCAACAUUAUCCGUGGUAUUGCUAAAGGGCUUCUCUAUCUUCAUGAAGACUCUAGACUGAGAAUUAUCCACAGAGAUCUAAAAGCUAGUAAUAUCCUUUUAGAUAACAACAUGAAUCCAAAAAUUUCGGACUUUGGCUUGGCGAAAUCAUUUGGGGGAGAUCAAGUUGACUCUAAGACCAAUAGAAUUAUUGGAACAUAUGGUUAUAUGUCUCCAGAGUAUAUGGUGCAUGGACGGUACUCGGUAAAAUCUGAUGUGUUUAGUUUUGGAGUUUUAGUAUUAGAGAUAUUGAGUGGAAAGAAGAAUAGAGGAUUUCAUCACCCAGACCACCACCAUAAUCUUAUUGGACAUGCAUGGAAACUAUGGAUUGAAGACAAACCAAUGGAACUUAUCGAUGAAUUCGUAGAUAACUUGUGCGCUCUAUCAAGUGUAUUACGACACAUUCAUGUGGGUUUGUUAUGUGUGCAGCAAAGACCAGAAGAUAGACCAAACAUGUCGUCUGUUGUUCAAAUGUUGAGUAGUGAAAAUUUAUUGCCUAAGCCGAAACAACCAGGUUUCCUUUCAGAUUCACCAGAAGCAGAUUCUUCAUCUAGCAAGCAUGAAACUUGUUCAGCCAACACAAUCACCAAUACAGUGUUUGAAGCACGAUAAAGUAUGUCACUUGAGAGCAAAAGCUGAGUUUUUAUUUAUAGGAAUUUAUGUAAUCUUGAUUUCAGCAUAUUUAGCUAAACAAAAAAGGUCUGGAAGCUACUACUCUUUAGGACAGAAGGGUCGGAAAGAUAAAGAGCUUUGGCUUAGUGCAAGGCCGACCCUACUAUAUUCAUGCUAUUUAUUCAUUUAGUGAAUUAGUCUUUACCCAUAGGACUAGUAUCAUGUGUUUCAGAGUGUGUUCUUUUUUGAAUAAUUUUAGAAUCAAUUCCUUUUACAAUGCAUACUAUAAAUUUAUAUCUAA
Messenger RNA from Corylus avellana, 2871 nucleotides. Its product is annotated as G-type lectin S-receptor-like serine/threonine-protein kinase At4g27290. Gene Ontology annotation, biological process: recognition of pollen; protein phosphorylation. The record is from RefSeq and is a predicted model, not a curated record. NCBI's taxonomy places the organism in Eukaryota, Viridiplantae, Streptophyta, Magnoliopsida, Fagales, Betulaceae. Gene Ontology annotation, molecular function: protein serine/threonine kinase activity; ATP binding.